Lynx canadensis (Canada lynx) is the source of this 5886-nucleotide messenger RNA. RefSeq names its product KAT8 regulatory NSL complex subunit 3 (gene KANSL3). Lineage: Eukaryota; Metazoa; Chordata; Mammalia; Carnivora; Felidae. The transcript is spliced from 21 exons. Gene Ontology annotation, cellular component: NSL complex. The record is from RefSeq and is a predicted model, not a curated record. Gene Ontology annotation, biological process: positive regulation of transcription by RNA polymerase II. Bases 669 to 3380 code for a protein of 903 amino acids.
ACAGCGUUUUGUUGCAGCCUUUGGGCAGGAGUUCUCCUUUGGAGAUUUUAGAGACUCCAGAGAAUUACGAAAUAGUUGCAAAACUUUUAACGUAAGAAAGAAACUUGAAGGGCUUCCUUGAGGCCCACGUUGCCCUGCUGUUAGGAGGGUGCUCACGCCCUGGCCGUGGAGACGCGAGGGUGCUCACGCCCUGGCCGUGGAGACGCUCCGAGAAGAUUUAGAAAAUCGUGUGGAGCAGCCGAGCGAGCGACACCCUUAGCUUUGGAAGAAUUGUUUGUGAUUUCUGUUGUUUGCCAAAACCCUGUAUGGGAUUUAUGGUGCUGGCCAAGCAAGUUUAGUAUGUGUCCAUGUGAGGCCUUUGUGAACAGUGGAUUUAGUCAUCUUUACAGUAAACGGAUUUUGUAGAGAUUGAGUAUGGAGGGUCCUAAUGGUGCCAAAAGCCUUUUUGAUUGGUGGUGUGGGAUCUCAGGAGCCCUUCCUAUGGUGGGCAAAGGUCUGCGGUGUAAUGGACACUCCAUUUAUGAACGAUAGGUCACAAAAGAAGCGUAUUAGAUAUUCUAGGUUGGAAGACGUUUAUAGAGUCUUUGAAUUGACUUAAACUGAAACUUCUCACUGCAGGUGACUAGUAUGCAGAUACCCAUUCUCUGACUUGCUGGCCCUCUACUGACAUGGCCCACCGGGGUGGGGAGAGGGACUUCCAGACUUCAGCCCGGCGCAUGGGCACCUCGCUGCUCUUCCAGCUUUCAGUGCACGAGCGGGAGCUGGACCUGGUUUUUCUGGAUCAUAGCUAUGCCAAGCCAUGGAGUGCCCACCCAGAUGCCAGUAGUGCUCGCCCCACCCGCAUGCUCUUUGUGACUCCCCGGAGGCAACAUGAAAGUAACAUUGAAUCAGACGUCCCAAUAGAUGUGGAGACAGUCACAUCAACCCCUGUGCCGCUCUACGACAAUCAGAAGGCACGCAGUGUGAUGAACGAGUGUGAACGGCAUGUCAUCUUCGCCAGGACCGAUGCAGAUGCUCCUCCUCCACCAGAGGACUGGGAGGAGCAUGUCAACAGGACUGGUUGGACAAUGGCCCAGAACAAGCUCUUUAACAAGAUCCUCAAAGCCCUGCAGUCUGACCGGCUUGCCCGCUUGGCCAAUGAAGGGGCUUGCAAUGAGCCAGUACUACGCCGUGUUGCUGUGGACAAGUGUGCGAGGAGAGUGCGGCAGGCUCUCGCAAGCGUGAGCUGGGACACCAAGCUGAUCCAGUGGCUGCAUACCACCCUGGUGGAGACCUUGAGUCUGCCCAUGCUGGCUGCCUACCUGGAUGCUUUGCAGACACUGAAAGGGAAGAUCCCUACUUUGAUUGACCGGAUGCUUGUGUCAUCUAACACGAAGACUGGGGCUGCAGGAGCUGAGGCCUUGUCCCUCCUGUUGAAGAGGCCCUGGGAUCCUGCUGUGGGGGUGCUUUCUCAUAACAAACCAAGCAAACUCCCUGGCUCUCCUCUCAUUCUCAUUGCGUCCUCUGGGCCUUCUAGCUCCGUGUUCCCCACCUCACGCCGCCACCGCUUCUGGCAAUCUCAGCUAUCCUGCUUAGGCAAGGUCAUCCCCGUAGCCACCCAUCUGCUGAACAAUGGUAGUGGAGUAGGAGUUCUGCAGUGUCUUGAGCAUAUGAUUGGGGCAGUGAGAAGCAAAGUGCUGGAGAUUCACAGCCAUUUCCCCCACAAACCCAUUAUCUUGAUUGGCUGGAAUACAGGAGCAUUGGUGGCCUGUCAUGUGUCAGUGAUGGAGUACGUCACUGCAGUUGUCUGCCUUGGGUUUCCUUUACUUACUGUGGAUGGUCCCAGAGGGGAUGUGGAUGAUCCCCUCUUGGAUAUGAAGACUCCAGUCCUCUUUGUCAUUGGGCAGAAUUCCUUGCAGUGUCAUCCUGAAGCCAUGGAGGAUUUCCGGGAGAAGAUUCGAGCUGAGAACAGCUUGGUGGUAGUUGGGGGAGCUGACGAUAAUCUCAGAAUAAGCAAAACCAAGAAGAAAUCAGAGGGACUGACUCAGAGCAUGGUGGACAGAUGCAUUCAGGAUGAGAUCGUGGACUUUCUGACUGGAGUGCUCACUCGCACCGAAGGGCACAUGGGCUCCGAGCCUCGGGAUCAGGAUGCUGAGAAGAAGAAGAAGCCUCGGGAUGCAGCCCGCAGAGACCUGGCCUUUGAGGUCCCUGAGCGGGGCAGUCGGCCUGCCUCACCAGCUGCCAAGCUUCCUGCCUCACCCUCAGGCUCAGAGGAUCUUUCCAGUGUGUCCAGCAGCCCCACUUCCAGUCCCAAGACCAAAGUGACCACAGUGACCUCUGCCCAGAAGUCCAGUCAAAUCGGGAGCUCUCAGCUCCUGAAGAGACAUGUGCAGCGGACAGAAGCUGUGCUGACCCACAAACAAGCCCAAGCACAGUUUGCUGCUUUUCUGAAACAAAAUAUGCUGGUGAGGAAAGCUCUUCCUCCCGGCACCUCCUCCUGUCUUUUUGUUCCCAUUUCAUCAGAACAAACGGAGGAGGCAGAGAAAGAGGAUCUUAGGGUCCAGCUGAAGCGCCACCAUCCUUCCAGUCCUCUUCCUGGCAGCAAGACCUCCAAGCGACCAAAGAUUAAGGUGUCCCUUAUCUCCCAAGGGGACACAGCUGGAGGGCCUUGUACUCCUUCUCAAGGAGGAGCUCCAGAAGUUGCGGGAGGGAAGCCCAUCACCAUGACGCUGGGGCAGGCUUCAGCAGGGCCCAAGGAGCUCACAGGGCUUCUCACCACUACCAAGUCAAAUGCUUCUGAAGGGGGAGUCUCAGCCAGCCCAGCCUCCUCAGUCUCCAGCAGCACUGCACCCAGUGCCUUGCAUACACUCCAGAGCCGCCUAGUGGCCACCUCUGCUGGCAGCUCCCUCCCAGGGGCUACAUCAGCCAGCAGCCUCCUUCAAGGUCUCAGCUUCAGCUUGCAGGAUAUCAGCAGCAAGACCUCUGGCCUCCCAGCAAAUCCUUCCCCAGGGCCAGCCCCACAGGCCACCAGUGUGAAGUUGCCCACCCCCAUGCAGAGCCUGGGUGCCAUCACCACGGGCACCAGCACCAUUGUACGUACCAUUCCUGUGGCCACCACACUCUCCUCCUUGGGUGCCACUCCUGGUGGGAAGCCCACAGCCAUCCACCAGCUGCUGACCAAUGGGGGCCUCGCUAAGUUGGCAAGCAGCCUCCCUGGCCUGGCUCAGAUCUCUAACCAAGCAUCAGGCUUGAAGGUCCCUACCACCAUUACUCUGACACUGCGUGGCCAGCCCAGCCGAAUCACUACACUGAGCCCCAUGGGCUCAGGAGCAGCCCUGUCAGAGGAGCCCAACUCCCAGGCGCUGCCCUCCAGCUCACAGCGCCUACCUCCAGCACCCUGAAGAUGCCGUGUGAUAUACCUUCCUUCACCAAGCUGGUGAUGGCUGCUGCACAGUGAGCCCUGGGUGCACACAUGCUGUCCUGCUGAGCUGUCCACUUGUCUGAAGACUUCUUAAGACUGCCAUUUUUGCCUCCCUGCCAACUGUCUUCAGAAUGGGCCUCUGGGUCUUAUGAAACCAUUAGGCUAGGUGAUACGGCGCCAGGAGAGGGAACAUCGUCCUCUGUCAUCUAUGGGUCUCAUUCCCUGAAUCCCAAGGUUCCUGAGCAGAUUUGGCCAUGCAUGGAUCAGAGGCACUUCUCCAGCAUUCGCUGUGACUUGACCCAAGUAGCAGUGUUGGACUGCUCACUGCAUUUAAUAAAGGAGUUCCUUUUGGAAGUCUGUGCUACCCCCAUGCCAAGUUGGGAGGAGACAGCCACAUGGUCUGGGGCCAUUCAGGAGUUAGGAUUGAGAGCCCUUUGCUGAGGACAGGGGUCAUCCUGGCCCACCAACACUUGUGCCGUACCAGAGGGCUGGUUUUGGACGUCACUGUUACUUUCACUGAGCAGCCAUGGGUGAGCACAUCUCUGUCUUACGAACCACAUCAGAUACUGAGUUAGCCUGCUGAGACUUGGGAACUCCUAAAUUCAAAACCAUGAUAGAUCAAAGAGGACUGGGCUGUCAUCUUUCAGUCCCUUUGGCCACUAUAGAUGGUGGGGGCGGCAGUUGGCCACUAGGUGAAAGCUGGCCCCUUUCUUGUUUUCAUCAUGCUUCGGGCAGUUCCUGUGUGCAGAAAACCUGCAGGUCCAGAAAGACUGAAAAAGAGGAAUGGAACAAAUGAAGUGGCUUGAAGGAUAUGCCAGUAAGUCCUGUGGAGAAAAUGAUAGGGCCUUGAGGUUUUGCACCUAGUACCUAAGGAACUGUUGAUUCGACAUGGAGAUGAGAAGAAGAAUUUGCCAAGUCACAGGGAAGAAACCCCAAUCCCUGAAAUUUCUAUCUCCAGUGCUUGGAAGUGAAAUAGGGAUAACUGGCUAAGUUAACAUCUUGGCCUGGCUUCCCAGGAAGCUUAAGCAUCAAGAUAAUGAAGGCAGUACUUUAGUGUUUCUGUUUCCAUCCUAUGCCACUUCUUGUCUUCUUGCUUAGUAGUGGGAAGGUUAUUGGCAUUGACUCUACUGUGUGAGGCUCUUGGUACUAGCCUGAGUCCUGGAGAAUGAUCACUGAAGACGGAGUUUUGAACCCCUCCUUAUGUCCUCACAAUACUUGUAUGCCAAGGUAGUUUUAGAUUUGGCAUCAUACCUGUCCUCCAGAUCAGGCUCUCGACCUUCUGUACUCUAGAAAAUUUCUAGCCAAGGUGUCAAUAAAUAGAGCAACCCAGAUGUGACUCCGACUCUGUUCAGUAUCAGUAGGCAGGAGGGGGCACAGCAUGCCAUUGCCGUGGUCCAGGGUCCUGACCCAUGGUGCAGCAUAUAUCCAAACCAGGUCCCCUGUAUUUAGUCCAGCAGCCUCACCUGCCAGUCUGACUGGCAGCCAGGAGGGAGUACACAGUGUGUAGGAGUCUGAGACAAAGCAAAAUGGAGUGCUGUGGGCAAGGAGGAGGCAUGUGUGAUAGGCAUGCAGAGAGCCUCUUGAACAACCAGGCCUCCCUCCCUGACCUCCUGCAGAGCUGGUCUCAGCAGUGAUUUGCAUAAUAUUAGGCUUCAUUCUUGCAUUAGUUGGUAGGUAACUGCUUUUGGAAAUUUAUUUAAGUAAGUUUGAGGAAGAUAAUGAAAUCUGAAAGAGGCAUCCAUGGGUCAGGGGUUUGGUAACUUUAAAGGCAGGAUAACACGCCAGUAGGAACCAAGGGCAGUAAGACUGUGAGACUACCAGAAACUUUUAGGAAUCAUUUAGGACAGGCAGAGGGUGCUGAACAAUCCAUUCAUGACUUAGAAGUACAGCCUAGACAAUGCUGGAGGGGUUGCUCCUGAAAGAUGCUCGCCCAGUGUGUGCUGGGACCAAAGGAAAAACUAAUGUAUUGUCCUGCAUCUGUGUAAGCCCUCGUAUGCUUCCCAUGGAUGACUUCCUGAGGCUUUGGUUGUACACCUUGAAGAAAGCCAAACCUGGAAAGGGGAGUUGUAAGAACAUUUCACCUUGGAGUUACAGACUAAAGGGGGAGGUGGUUGAAGUAAGGGAGUCAUGUUCUUCACACUUCUGCACCCACUCUUCUCGAAAUGUGAAAAGAAGCUUUCCUCCAUCUAUCACGUAUCAGACCUAGAGUCCUUAACCUCAGAAGGCAAUACUACUGGCUGAGAAUAUAGACGGAUCAAGAAGGCUUUAGUUCAAUUCUUGACAUUCAACAUGACAGGUGCAUGUUGAUGCCCGAUGGAAGAUGUCCUUGUGCUUUAAGAAGAGGUCACUGAUGGAGAUCUUCUACCUGUUCUUGGCCCCACCACUAGAAUAAUCUUGGGCUGGGUGGGUUAUAGAAUUGAGGCACUGUCACGGUUCAUUCUUAUAUUAGUAAAAACAAAAAUAAAAGCAACUUUGGAUUUCUUCAA